CUCUCUGGAGGAGGUGGAGAAACUCAGGCUGCUUCCAUUAGGAUGGUCAUUUUUCUUCUUUGUCUAUAUUCCUUGCAUACAGACAGCACAUUCUCUGCUGAUUCACAUGGCACAAAUGGAACACAGAGACCUCCUCUAAAUUCCCUGCUGAAUAUAUCCAAAGUGUGUGGGAUUUCCCUGUAGACAAACAACUGCCAAAGCCAGCUUCUACGCCUCCUUUCCUGCAGCCACCACUACUCCAACUUUUGCUGGGUACUACAGGCUGUUUUAACUUGUGCUGGAGCAGAGAAUCAGGGAGCCAGUUUUCCAAAAGCCAUAUCCAGCUAAUGUACUUGAAGAAGACUCAAUGGAGCAGGACGUGGAGAGCCCUGUCAUGAUUCAGCAGCCAAAGUUGCCCAAACAAGCUAGAGAGGAUCUUCCAAAACACAUAAGCAAAGUAUGUACCAAGAGAAAAAUUCAGAGGUAUGUUAGGAAAGAUGGGAAAUGCAACGUACACCAUGGGAACGUGAGAGAGACUUAUCGUUAUCUGAGUGAUAUCUUCACUACCUUAGUCGACCUCAAAUGGAGGUUCAACCUUUUGAUUUUUGUCAUGGUUUACACUGUGACGUGGCUCUUCUUUGGAAUGAUCUGGUGGCUAAUUGCUUACAUCCGAGGUGAUAUGGAACAUAUAGGAGACAAUACGUGGACCCCAUGUGUCAGUAACCUCAAUGGGUUUGUCUCGGCCUUUUUAUUCUCAAUAGAGACAGAAACCACCAUCGGGUAUGGUUAUCGGGUCAUCACGGACAAAUGUCCCGAGGGAAUUAUUCUGCUUUUAGUUCAGUCUGUUUUAGGUUCUAUUGUCAAUGCUUUUAUGGUUGGUUGCAUGUUUGUGAAAAUAUCCCAGCCCAAGAAGAGGGCAGAAACCCUGGUUUUUUCUACCAACGCAGUCAUUUCCAUGCGGGAUGGGAAGCUGUGCCUGAUGUUCCGAGUAGGGGACCUUAGGAAUUCACACAUUGUGGAGGCAUCAAUACGAGCCAAGUUGAUCAAAUCUAAACAGACAAAGGAGGGGGAAUUUAUACCACUCAACCAGACAGAUCUCAACGUAGGUUAUUACACAGGGGAUGAUCGUCUCUUUUUGGUUUCACCACUGAUCAUCAGCCAUGAAAUUAACCAGCAGAGUCCUUUCUGGGAGAUUUCCAAAGACCAAUUGCCCAAAGAGGAACUAGAAAUUGUUGUAAUUCUAGAAGGCAUGGUGGAGGCAACAGGAAUGACAUGCCAAGCGCGAAGUUCUUACGUAACCAGUGAGAUCCUGUGGGGUCAUCGUUUUACACCUGUCCUCACGCUGGAGGAUGGAUUUUAUGAAGUUGACUACAACAGCUUUCAUGAAACAUAUGAGACCAACACACCGUCUUACAGUGCCAAAGAACUGGCAGAGAUGGCCAGCCGAGCAGAACUGCCCCUGACUUGGUCUGUGUCCAGCAAACUAAACCAGCAUGCUGACCUGGAAACUGAAGAGAGGGGAAAGAACCACGAAGACCAAACCGAAAGGAAUGGUGACGUGGCAAACUUAGAGAAUGAAUCCAAAGUUUGAACCAGCAGAGGUUCACCACACAACCUCUUUUUUCUUUUUGAUCCUUCCCUUUUUUUAUGAUGAUGACAAGAAAAGAAAUAUUUAAGGUUUGAAAUGUCUACCUGCCCAAACAAAUCAAGAGAUUCAUAAAAUAAGCAAAGACAUGGGUUAAAGCUGCAAUAUCCCUUAUAUACAAUGAAAUCUCUGAUCACUGCCCUUUCAAUAAUUGCAUAUUUCCUCUGGACAAAUACAAGUUUAUGACCACAGAUGUGUUUAAAAAGGAACCAAAAAAAAGGGGGAGGGCAAAACUCAGUAUCUGGGAUAAUAAAAAGAAAGACUGUGAUUAAUGUUUGUUAAUACCAUGGGCCUUGGCUCUAAUUUUUAUAUAUUUCAAGACAGUUUCAUAAACAGGAUGUGAUGCCUCCAAUGAAAAUGGGCAUUGCAGCUUUAAGACCAAGGUGAGCAGAAAGAGCUGCAGUUCAACAGGAUACUGUAUAUAUGCCUUAUGUAAUUACUUUCUCUUUACAUUUAGUAAUAAACCC
Messenger RNA from Mauremys mutica (yellowpond turtle), 2091 nucleotides. It is a transcript of the gene KCNJ6, whose product is annotated as potassium inwardly rectifying channel subfamily J member 6. The transcript has 3 exons. Gene Ontology annotation, biological process: potassium ion import across plasma membrane; regulation of monoatomic ion transmembrane transport. Gene Ontology annotation, cellular component: plasma membrane. The record is from RefSeq and is a predicted model, not a curated record. Gene Ontology annotation, molecular function: G-protein activated inward rectifier potassium channel activity. Bases 347 to 1570 code for a protein of 407 amino acids. NCBI's taxonomy places the organism in Eukaryota, Metazoa, Chordata, Testudines, Geoemydidae.